Ochotona curzoniae (black-lipped pika) is the source of this 1343-nucleotide messenger RNA. It is a transcript of the gene NR1I2, whose product is annotated as nuclear receptor subfamily 1 group I member 2. NCBI's taxonomy places the organism in Eukaryota, Metazoa, Chordata, Mammalia, Lagomorpha, Ochotonidae. Bases 16 to 1251 code for a protein of 411 amino acids. The transcript is spliced from 8 exons. The record is from RefSeq and is a predicted model, not a curated record. Gene Ontology annotation, biological process: positive regulation of transcription by RNA polymerase II; negative regulation of transcription by RNA polymerase II; cell differentiation. Gene Ontology annotation, molecular function: RNA polymerase II cis-regulatory region sequence-specific DNA binding; zinc ion binding; nuclear receptor activity.
GAAGAAGCAGACUCCAUGGGUGGAAAACCCACCACCAGUGCUGAUGAGGAAGAAGGUCCCCAGAUUUGUCGUGUUUGUGGGGACAAGGCCAAUGGCUACCACUUCAACGUUAUGACAUGUGAAGGUUGCAAGGGCUUUUUCAGGAGGGCUGUGAAACGCAACGCCCGGCUGAGGUGCCCCUUCCGGAAAGGUGCCUGCGAGAUCACCCGGAAGACCCGACGACAGUGCCAGGCCUGCCGCCUGCGCAAGUGCCUGGAAAGCGGCAUGAGGAAGGAAAUGAUCAUGUCCGACGUGGCCGUGGCACAGAGACGGGCUCUGAUCAAGAGGAAAAAGAGAGAGCGGAUGGAGGCUCAGCCACCGGGCAUGCAGGGGCUGAGCCAGGAGCAGCGGCUCAUCAUCGAGGAACUGAUGGACGCGCAAAUGAAAACCUUCGACUCUACUUUCUCGCAUUUCAAGAAUUUUCGGCUGCCAGAGGUGUUUGGCAGUGGCUCUGAGAUCUCAGAAUCUCUUCAGGCCCUAUCGGAGGAAGAAACAAACAGGUUGAGACAGUUCCAGGAAGAGAUGGGCACCCUGAAGCUCUCGCUGCAGCUGCGGGGAGAGGACGGCAGCGUGUGGAACUAUAAGCCCCCAGCUGACAGAGGUGGCAAAGAGAUCUUCUCUCUGCUGCCCCACUUGGCUGACAUGUCAACCUACAUGUUCAAAGGCAUCAUCAACUUCGCUAAAGUCAUCUCCUACUUCAGGGACCUGCCCAUCGAGGACCAAAUCUCGCUGUUGAAGGGAGCCACCUUUGAGCUGUGCCUGUUGAGAUUUAACACCGUGUUCAAUGCAGAGACUUGGACUUGGGAGUGUGGCCGGCUGUCCUACUGCUUGGAAACCCUUGAAGAUGGCUUACAGCAGCUUAACGGGGAUCCCUUGCUGAAGUUCCACUACAUGCUGAAGAAGCUGCAGCUGCACAAGGAGGAGUAUGUGCUGAUGCAGGCCAUCUCCCUUUUCUCCCCAGACCGUCCAGGUGUGGUGCAGCACAGCAUGAUAGACCAGCUGCAGGAGCAAUUCGCCAUCACCCUGAAGGCCUACAUUGAAUGCAAUCGUCCCCAGCCUACCCACCGCUUCCUGUUCUUGAAGAUCAUGGCGAUACUGACUGAGCUUCGUACCAUCAAUGCUCAGCACACCCAGAAACUGUUGCGAAUCAAGGACACACACCCCUUCGCCACCCCCCUCAUGCGCGAGUUGUUCAGCACCACAGAUGGUUGAGACACUGCUGGCCUUGGGCUAAGCCUCAACAGGGUAGCCAGGCCCACAGCUUUCUGAGCCACCACUCUGGGCUAGACCAAUGGACAAGUCAG